AGCUCGAAUCCAUCCAUCAACCAUGGAUGCAUUCAUGGUGUAGUACUCCUUCUGGCUCAAUACUGUCAAAACCACCCUGCGCCAUUGAUUGCUUAGGUGUGUGGCAUUGAAGAAGACACAGUGGUUAAUCUGCCAUUGACAGAGUGCAGCGAGCGAGGUAGCUGAGCUAGAAAGAAAUAUAGCGAGAGACCGUGAGCUCGCCAGCCAUGGUAAGUGCGUUGCGUUCUCACGUCUCGCUCAUAAAAGGUGCGAGCUUUGGCGAGAAAACGGAGGAAGGUGAGAGAGGCAGCAGGGCGGCAGAGGGAGGCUGGAGCGAGCUCGCCGCCAUGGCCGCCGCGGUGGGUAGCGCGCUCGCGUCGUCUCCGGCGCGGGCCGCUGUUGUGCUCGGCGUCGGCGUCGUGCUCUUGGCCGCCGUCGUCGUCGACGCCGGUGGAGGGGGACGGGCGUGGACGACGGCGCUGGACGGCGUGUGCGGCGACCUGGGGGGAUACUACGUCACGCCGGAGCUCUGCAAGUCGGCGCUCUGCGGCGGCGGCGGCGGGGGGAACCCGUCGUCCCCAUGCCGGGCGGCCCGCGGCGCGGGGGAGGUGGCGGCGCUGGCGGCGAGGCUGGCGGCCGCGAACGCGACGGCGACGAGGGCCAGCGUCGAGUCCGCCGCGCGGGCGCUGGAGCAGACGCCGAGCAGCAGCAACGGCACGGAGGCGGCGGCGGCGGAGGCGAGGAGGCAGGGGAUGCGGUCAUGCCUGCAGCUGUACGCCGGCGCGGUGCCGGCGCUGGAGUGGGCGGCGCGGUCGGUUGCCGCGGGCCGGUACCGCGGCGCGCGGGAGGUGCUGCAGGCGGCGCAGUACGUGUCGCUGGGGUGCGAGGGGAUGGCCGGCGGCGGCGAGGCGGCUGCGGCGGCGCCGCUUCCACGGGAGAACGAGCGGUUCAGCGUGAUGGCCAUCGUGGCGCACGCCGUCGUGGCCUCCAUGCUUGGGCCCUAGCUUAUCUUAAUCGCAUGUAAUUAGUUAAUUAAUCGCGCUCUCACCUGGGUAAUUAGUUCUAAUCCGUGCAAUAAAUAUGUUUGUAUAAUGUCAGUUAAUGCGAAACGGAAGGAGUCGUGCUUUUUUACAUGGAGGCCCUUGUAUGAAAAAAUAUUUUCCAACUAUUUCUCUAGCCUGACCUCACGCAAAAACCAUUGCUUUAAAAUAACCAGAAUCAGCACUAUAUCAUUAGACUGUUUCUUUUCUUUUAUUGACCCGUGCA
Oryza brachyantha (malo sina) is the source of this 1245-nucleotide messenger RNA. RefSeq lists its product as uncharacterized. Bases 207 to 983 code for a protein of 258 amino acids. The record is from RefSeq and is a predicted model, not a curated record. NCBI's taxonomy places the organism in Eukaryota, Viridiplantae, Streptophyta, Magnoliopsida, Poales, Poaceae. The transcript has a single exon. Gene Ontology annotation, molecular function: enzyme inhibitor activity.